Messenger RNA from Mus caroli (Ryukyu mouse), 2592 nucleotides. The record is from RefSeq and is a predicted model, not a curated record. NCBI's taxonomy places the organism in Eukaryota, Metazoa, Chordata, Mammalia, Rodentia, Muridae.
GGCCCUUCAAUAAGUACUAGCCCAUGGGACCAGGCCCGGACUGGAGUCUGAGAUCAUUUUCCCAAGAUGGUUGACUCAUCCAGCUAUGGCUUGCUGCAGUAUUUUCAAAAACUCAGUGAUGAAGAGUUCCAGAGAUUUAAAGAGCUUCUCCAGAAAGAGCCACAGAAAUUUAAACUCAAACCACUCUCCUGGACUAAGAUUGAGAAUAUUUCCAAAGAAGACCUGGUAAUGCAAUUGUACACACAUUAUCCAAGACAGGUAUGGGCUAUGGUGUUGAACCUGUUUCUACAGGUCAAUCGGAAAGACCUCUCAACCAUGGCUCAGAUAGAAAGGAGAGAUAAACAAAAUAAAUACAAAGAGUUUAUGAGGAAUUUAUUUCAACACAUAUGGACAUCUGAGACCAACACUUAUAUGCCUGAUAGAAGCUACAACAUCAUUAUAGAUCGUCAAUACAAAGCAUUACUGGACAUAUUUGAUUCUGAGUCAGACCCAACUACUGCCGUUGUAUUAGGUACUAGAGGAAAAGGAAAAACAGUUUUUUUAAGAAAAGCAAUGUUGGAUUGGGCAUCAGGAGUUUUACUGCAGAACCGGUUUCAUUAUGUUUUCUUCUUCUCUGUCUUCUCACUUAACAAAACCACAGAGUUAAGCUUAGCUGAGCUUAUCUCAAGUAAAUUGCCUGAGUGUUCUGAGACACUGGAUGACAUUUUAUCCAAUCCAAAGAGAGUCUUGUUUGUUCUGGAUGGAUUUGAUUACCUGAAAUUUGAAUUGGAACUCAGGACAAACUUGUGCAAUGAUUGGAGGAAGAGGCUGCCAACACAAAAUGUUUUGAGCAGUUUGCUACAGAAAAUAAUGCUCCCAGAAUGCUCUCUGCUUCUUGAAUUGGGAGAGUCAAGUUGUUCAAAAAUUAUUCCUUUGCUGCAGAAUCCUAGGGAGAUCAUUAUGUUAGGAUUAUCUGAACAAUCUAUAUAUUUCUAUUGUGUGUCCUUCUUCAAAAUUCAGUUGGGUGUAGAAGUCUUUAAGGAUUUAAAGAAAAAUGAACCAUUGUUUACUUUAUGCAGCAAUCCUAGUAUGUUGUGGAUGAUCUGUAGUUCUUUAAUGUGGGGGCAUUAUUCGAGAGAGGAAGUAAUCUCUUCCAGUGAAUCAACAUCAGCUAUCCACACAAUAUUUAUAGUGAGUGCAUUCAAAUCAAUAUUUGACUUGGGCUCAUCUAAAUACAAGAGGUCCCAAUUAAAGACCCUGUGCACCUUGGCUGCAGAGGGAAUGUGGAAACAGGUAUAUGUGUUUGACUCUGAGGACCUCAGGAGGAAUAAGAUAUAUGAAUCUAAUAAGACAGUAUGGCUGAAAAUGAAAUUUCUGCAAAUUCAAGGUAACAACAUUAUGUUUUAUCAUUCUACACUACAGUGGUACUUUGCUACCCUGUUCUAUUUUCUCAAACAGGACAAAGACACAUAUCACCCAGUUAUCGGAAGCCUACCUCAACUUUUAGGAGAAAUAUAUGCUCAUAAACAGAACCAAUGGACCCAUGCAGAGACAUUUUUCUUUGGAAUUGCCACUAAACAUGUGCUUGCUUUGCUUAAACCAUGCUUUGGCAAUAUAUCAUUCAAAACAGUAAGAGAGGAGAUCAUUAGAUACCUUAAAAGUCUCAGUCAACCAGAGUGUAAUGAGAAACUGAUGCAUCCCAAGAAGCUGUUCUUCUGUCUAAUUGAAAACCAGGAGGAAAGAUUUGUAAAUCAAGUGAUGAACCUAUUUGAAGAAAUUACUGUUGAUAUUAGUGAUAGUGAUGAUUUAGGAGCAGCUGAAUACAGUCUGCUGCGAGCCUCAAAAUUGAAAAUCCUUCACCUGCAUAUACAAAAGAAAGUUUUUUCAGAAAUCUAUGAUCCCGAAUAUGGUAGCUUAGAAAACUUUAAACUGGACCAAAAAUUUUCAGCCAUCAAUUGGACUAGGUUAUCCAUUCUUUUCUGUAACUUACGUGUGUUGGAUCUGGACAGCUGUCAUUUCAAUGAAAAGGUCAUAGAGGUCCUCUGUCAUUCUUUGUCUCCAACUCCUACUAUGCCUCUGACUGUUUUUAAGCUCCAAAGAUUGUUUUGUUCCUUCAUGACUAACUUUGGAGAUGGUUCAUUAUUUUGCACAUUUCUUCAGAUACCACAACUGAAAUACCUGAACCUGUAUGGCACUGAUCUCUCUAAUGAUGUGGUUGAGAUGCUGUGCUCAGCUCUGAAAUGUUCAACAUGUGGAGUGGAGGAGCUCUUGUUGGGAAAAUGUGACAUAUCAAGUGAGGCUUGUGGCAUAAUUGCAACUUUCCUUAUCAACUCUAAGGUGAAACAUCUCUCAUUGGUUGAAAAUCCCUUGAAGAACAAAGGAGUGAUGUUACUGUGUAAAAUGCUGAAGGAUCCAAGCUGUGUCCUGGAAUCACUGAUGUUGUCUUACUGCUGUCUCACAUUUAUUGCCUGUGGACAUCUCUAUGAAGCUCUUUUGAGCAACAAACACCUCUCUCUCCUUGAUCUGGGAUCAAAUUUCCUGGAAGAUGUUGGAGUGAACCUUCUGUGUGAAGCUUUGAAAUAUCCAAACUGCACCCUCAAGGAAUUAUGGUAG